Messenger RNA from Triticum dicoccoides, 2421 nucleotides. RefSeq lists its product as uncharacterized. Gene Ontology annotation, molecular function: FAD binding. The record is from RefSeq and is a predicted model, not a curated record. The transcript has 13 exons. Bases 31 to 2199 code for a protein of 722 amino acids. Lineage: Eukaryota; Viridiplantae; Streptophyta; Magnoliopsida; Poales; Poaceae.
AACCCCCUUCCAUCUCCAGCCCCAUCCGCCAUGGCGCUUCACACUGUCUCGGGCAUCAAGCUCCCACCCUUCUCCCUCCCGCUUCCCCACCGCCACCUGGGCGCCAGCCCCAGCGGCGGCGGCAUCAGCAGCGGCCUCUACGCGAGCAGCGCAUUCCCGCGACGCCAAUGCGGCACGCUCGCCGCCGUCGUGCGCUGCGCGAGGCGCACGGGCAAGCGGCGGUACCCGUCGGAGAAGAAGCGCCUGGAUCGGCGCCACAAGGAGCAGCUCCGCCAGACCGCCCCCGAGGAGGGCGGCGUGGCCCGGGAGGCUGGCUUCUGGCGCCUCUCCAAGCUCGCCGUCCCCGCCAGCGACGACCCCGGCAAGGACUUCCUCGGCGUCUCCCCGCCGCUCCUCCAGGCCAUUGCCAAGGCCCUCAAGUUCCCGGUCGCUUCUAUGCUCCCUGAAGAGGCUUUCUCUGUUAUCCGCAAGUCAUUUGAUGCACGCAAGAUUUUGAAAGAACCUCAAUUUGUUUAUACUGUUGAUGUGGAUGCUAAGAAGCUUCUGGACAUGGAGCCAAGGACAUGGGAUUUUAUUGCUAGAUUGGAACCCAGGCUUGGAAUUGUAGAAUAUAUGUCCGAUGAGAGGGUAGCAACUGAUCUGAUCAGUAUGCUUAAUGUUCAUAACAAAGUCUCCGAUGAUGAACAUGGUACCAGGGAUACUGUUAAUAAUGGCUCGAUCAGUCCUACACGAAUGAAACCAAGGGUGGCAAUUGUAGGAAGUGGCCCAUCUGGGUUGUUUGCUGCCCUUGUGUUAGCUGAACUUGGAGCAGAAGUUACCUUAUUGGAGCGUGGCCAACCUGUUGAGCAAAGAGGGCGUGACAUUGGUGCACUAGCAGUUAGACGAAUUCUCCAAUCAGAAAGCAACUUUUGCUUUGGCGAGGGUGGUGCAGGUACAUGGAGUGACGGGAAGCUUGUGACCAGGAUAGGGAAAAACACUGAUGGUGUUCAGGCUGUGAUGAAAACAUUUGUCCAUUUUGGAGGCCCUCCAAACAUUCUCAUUGAUGGGAGACCUCAUUUGGGUACAGAUAAACUUGUUCCUCUGUUGCGGAAUUUCAGACACCACUUAAGAGAGUUGGGCGUUGCCAUAAGAUUUAAUACCAGAGUAGAUGACCUUAUAGUGGAAGGCGGGCAGGUCAAAGGAGUUGUGGUUUCUGAUUCAAAUCUACAGCCAGGUUCUGUUGAUCAGAAACUAUCAUUCGAUGCAGUUGUGUUAGCAGUUGGGCACUCAGCUCGUGACACAUACAGUAUGCUUCUUAGGCAUAAUGUAGAUAUAACCCCCAAGAAUUUUUCUGUUGGCUUAAGAAUCGAACACCCCCAAGAACUGAUAAACAACAUCCAAUAUUCUGAAUUGGCUGCUGAAGUACAUAAAGGGCGUGGGCGGAUACCUGUAGCAGAUUACAAGAUAGUGAAGUCUAUUGGUGAAGGAGAUGUGAAGAAUGAUAUAGAGCAAGUAGAUCAAAAUCGCAGCUGUUAUUCGUUUUGCAUGUGUCCUGGAGGACAGGUUGUUCUAACUAGCACAAACCCAUUGGAAUUGUGUGUCAAUGGUAUGUCAUUCUCACGGCGAGCGUCUAAGUGGGCAAACUCAGCUCUUGUGGUCACUGUAUCGUCUCAUGAUUUUGAACCAUUUCAAUCCCAUGGUUCUCUUGCGGGCGUAGAGUUCCAGAGAGAGUAUGAAAGAAGAGCAGCUAUGAUGGGGGGAGGGAAUUUUGUUGUCCCUGCACAGUGUGUCACAGAUUUUAUCAGUAACAAACUGUCAGUUACAACUCUCCCACCAUCAAGCUAUAGGUUGGGGGUUCGUCCAUCCAAACUCCAUGAGUUAUUCCCUCCUUACUUAACUGAAGCUUUGCAACAAUCAAUAAUGAUGAUUGACAAAGAGAUGCCAGGCUUUAUUUCUAGUGAGGCCUUACUUCAUGGUGUAGAGACUAGAACGAGCUCCCCCUUGCAAAUUUCACGACACAAGGAGACAUACGAGAGCACGUCACUGCAAGGGCUAUAUCCAAUUGGGGAAGGUGCUGGCUACGCAGGGGGCAUAGUAAGUGCUGCUGUGGAUGGUAUGUAUUGCGGUUUUGCUUUAGCGAAACAGCUUUCUCUGUUCGCUGGUGAUAUAGAGGCAAUUUUCGGCAAAGCACAAAAGCAAACAGGUUCUGUAAAAUAUUGAGUUCUGACUCCUAGCUAUUUGUUCACACUUCAUAGGGCCUAGAUUUAGAUUGUUCAGACCGUCCCACCCCCCCUGCUAGACAAUUUUGCCAGGGAGAAAACCGGGGAAGUGUACUCGUAAAGAAAUUCGAGUCUGAUGUAAAGAUAACAGGGAUGCUAUAGGAGUUAACAUUAUGUAUAACAAAGGCAACUUCUUAGCAAGGUAGCAGUUUCCAGUUGUUUC